Cucurbita moschata (crookneck pumpkin) is the source of this 1782-nucleotide messenger RNA. RefSeq lists its product as uncharacterized. NCBI's taxonomy places the organism in Eukaryota, Viridiplantae, Streptophyta, Magnoliopsida, Cucurbitales, Cucurbitaceae. The record is from RefSeq and is a predicted model, not a curated record. The transcript is spliced from 6 exons. The coding region runs from base 88 to 1299 and encodes 403 amino acids.
CUGCAGUUAAAUGGUGCACACGCAGUAGCCAGCAGGUUGAAGAAGAGGGAGACCGGGAAGUGGUUGAGGUUGUGGCUCUCCUUGCCGAUGGCAGCCUUCACCUCUUCUCUCUCGCUCCCUCUGCAACUCCGGCCCUCCUCAUCACGCUCUCAUCGCCAAUUUUCUUCUCCCCCACCCUCGCUUUCCUUCCCUCUUAUUCGUUCCUCCUCUAAAUUCCCUUGCCGAUUCUCAGCCCUAACCAUCUCCUCCUCUUUGGACUCCUCCUCCGACGACUUCGAUCAUGGCAAGCACUCGAAUCCGCCAUUUUCAUCCAAGAAAUCAGUUCUCUCAUCUUUGAUACAAGAGAUAGAGCCAUUAGAUGUAAGCAUAAUUCAAAAAGAUGUUCCACCGACCACUGUGGAUGCUAUGAAAAGGACUAUCUCUGGCAUGCUGGGCUUACUUCCAUCUGACCAGUUUCAAGUUUUGGUUGAGGCUUUAUGGGAACCAGUUUCUAAGUUAUUAGUUUCUUCAAUAAUGACUGGGUACACAUUGCGUAAUGCUGAAUAUAGACUCUGCCUUGAAAGAAAUCUUGACUUUGAUGAUGGAAAUAACGACAAACAAACAAAUGAUGAUUGUAGAGUUGAUCUACAUGAAAUGUUGCUUGACAGUGCUAAUUCGGAGAACAUUUUAGAUGAAAAUGAGGCUUCUUCCAAAUGCGAGGAAUUUUUGCAUGAACCGUGUGAAAACCUUAAUAUUCAAGGCAUUGGUGAAACUUCUCCUGAAGUUCAACAGCAUAUUCUUCAUUUAAAGUUUCAAUUAUCUUCAAUUAAAAAGGAACUCCAUGAAGUCAAGAGAAAAAGUGCUGCUCUUCAGAUGCAGCAGUUUGUUGGCGAGGAGAAAAAUGAUCUGUUGGACUAUCUGCGAUCAUUACAGCCAGAAAAGGUGGCUGAGCUCUCUGAACCUACAUCCCCUGAUUUAAAAGAAGCCAUACAUUCUGUUGUCCACGGACUUCUUGCAACCCUUUCCCCAAAGAUUCAUUCCAAAGUUCCUUCUCAAUCAGAAAAUAUUGGAACGGGCACGACAGAUAUUGGUAAUGAAGAUUGUGCAGAACUUGUUGAGAAUACUUCUCUCCAAUUCCAGCCCCUCUUAACAUUAACACGAGACUAUCUGGCUCGUCUACUUUUCUGGUGUAUGCUGUUGGGGCAUUACAUGAGAGGCCUGGAAUACAGGAUGGAGCUGAUGAACCUUCUUUCCCUUUCAAGCAAUGUUGAAAAUGCUUCAGGUGGCGUGACCAGUGAUGACUUUUCUUCACAGUGUUGAGGGCGACAGUGACAGAGUUCUUAAGGGUUGGGUGGGGCUUCGAUAUCUUCUGGAAGUAUAUAUACAGCUUUCUAGUAAAGGUGAUUAUUCUUUUUUCCUUUCUUUUUGUUGGUUAUUUUCCCUAGUGAAUAUAGAUUUUGUUUUCCUUUUCUUUCUUUAUUUGUUUGGCACACCACACCAAAACAUUGUACAAGUACAAAUCUUUAUUGUCAACUCUAGUAGAAGUCAGUUUUUAUUUAAGUUUAUUCUUCCAGCCUUCACUUAUACGAUGCAAUCCGGGGCUCGUCCCCGGUCAAUAUUGGAUCAAACAAUAGGGGGCCAUAGCAUGAUUGCUUGGUUGAGUUCUCCCACAUAGCGUCAAGGAAUCGAAGCAAUCAUGAGAUCAUAUGUUUGUUAGUGUUGUUUUGUCCUGAAUUAGACCCAAAGUCGAAUUUAUGUAUCCGGUAAAGAUUUGCUUACCAAAUAUCGAUGUUUCAGCCUUAA